ACCUUCUUUAGAGAUUUAUACAGAGAAAGUGAGAGAGAGAGAGAGAAGCGGCGACAAAAAUGGUGGAAAAGGGAAGCAAAGGAAGGAAGGAAGAGGUAGUAACAAGGGAGUACACCAUCAACCUCCACAAACGCCUCCAUGGAUGCACUUUCAAGAAGAAGGCUCCUACAGCAAUAAAGGAGAUCAGGAAGUUUGCUCAGAAGGCCAUGGGUACCACUGAUGUAAGAGUGGAUGUUAAGCUUAACAAGGUUAUUUGGAGCCGUGGUAUUCGAAGUGUUCCAAGGAGAAUUAGGGUUAGGGUUGCCCGCAAGAGGAACGAUGAGGAAGAUGCUAAGGAAGAGCUUUAUUCGCUUGUUACCGUUGCUGAGCUACCAGCUGAGGGAAUCAAGGGAUUGGGAACUAAGAUCAUUGAAGAUGAUGAUGAAUGAAUGAUUUUUGUUUAGCUCAAUUAAUUUAUGUUUUAUGAGUGAGUAAUAUUGGCACUGACCAUCAUUUUAGAUUUUGUUUUUGGUUCUUAAUAUUAUUGAUUUGCACUUCAUAACA
Messenger RNA from Impatiens glandulifera, 543 nucleotides. Its product is annotated as 60S ribosomal protein L31. Gene Ontology annotation, cellular component: ribosome; cytosolic large ribosomal subunit. The record is from RefSeq and is a predicted model, not a curated record. Gene Ontology annotation, molecular function: structural constituent of ribosome. The transcript is spliced from 2 exons. Lineage: Eukaryota; Viridiplantae; Streptophyta; Magnoliopsida; Ericales; Balsaminaceae. The coding region runs from base 60 to 428 and encodes 122 amino acids. Gene Ontology annotation, biological process: cytoplasmic translation.